This is a messenger RNA of Pollicipes pollicipes, 3214 nucleotides long. RefSeq lists its product as uncharacterized. The transcript has 5 exons. Gene Ontology annotation, cellular component: membrane. Gene Ontology annotation, molecular function: transmembrane receptor protein serine/threonine kinase activity. The coding region runs from base 59 to 691 and encodes 210 amino acids. NCBI's taxonomy places the organism in Eukaryota, Metazoa, Arthropoda, Thecostraca, Pollicipedomorpha, Pollicipedidae. The record is from RefSeq and is a predicted model, not a curated record.
CAGCGGCGGUGGCGAUGGCAGACUGGCCAAGCUGUGAGCAGUGAGGUGGGCCGGCACCAUGUUCCGACGGAGCGACUGGGACGGGUCUCGCGCCGGGGUCAGCCUGUUGACCGCCGCCGUACUGCUGUUGACGCUCGGUGCCGCAACAGGCGCCGCCGCCAGCCGCGGACUACUCUGCAUGUGCAGCACGGCCGACUGUCAGGAGGCCGGUGUCGACACGUGUACCACCACCGGCCUGUGCUACACGGAGCAGCGGCGGGGCGCCGGCGCCGCCGAGCCCGCCACGCGCGGCUGCGUUCGCAGGGGCAAGACGUCGCUCCUGUGCGACCGUCAGCUGCCCAUCAUGGGCACCAGCAUGCACUGUUGCGAGGCGCCGCUCUGCAACAAGCUGGUGGCGCCCACGUGGCGGCCGCAGGACUCUGGACGACGCGCGCCGGCGCAGCCGCCCCACCAUCGCCGCCGUCACAAGCAGUUCGACGAUGCGGCCAACCGGACACUGGAGGCGCUGCUAUCGCUGGGCUCGCGCCAGCCGGCCCCCUGGCGGCCGGGCCCGCUGGUCAUCUCGGUCCUGGCCGUUGGCGUCAUCCUGGUGAUGGGCAUCAGCGCCCUCGGCCUAUACAUCCUCCGGUCACAGAGGUUUGCGAUGGACGUGCCGUUCUCGGCGUGUCCCCACGACCACGGUACCCCCUGAGGCCGACUGUGGCCCCGGCGAGGGACCCACGGCACGUGCUGAGCCGACCGGGCUUGCAUCGAGAGCACGCGGCCCGACGGCGACCCCGGCGCUGCCCGCCGCGUCACGCUGUGGGAGGCCCGCUGUCCGGAGAGGCGCUGGAGCGCAGCUCCAGACCAGACUCGGGUCACUGCACCGUCGCCCGACCGUCACCCACGGCGCCGCUGAGACGCGCCGUCAGGUCUGAGCUGAUGAAGGGGUGUCGGGCCGGUCGACGGGGCCGAGCGCUGGAGCUGAUGAGGAGGUCGGGCCGGCCGGUGGAACCGAGCUCUGGAGGUGAUGAUGGCGGACUUGGCUGGUGCGACCGAGCUCUGGAGCUGAUGGUGGCGGACCGGCUGGUGGGGCCGAGCUCUGGAGCUGAUGAGGUCGGGCCGGCCGGUGGGACCGAGCUCUGGAGCUGAUGAUGGCGAACCGGCUGGUGCGACCGAGCUCUGGAGCCUGAUGAUGGCGGACCGGCUGGUGGGGCCGAGCUCUGGAGCCGAUGAGGGAUGUCGGGCCGGCCGUUGGAACCGAGGUUUGGACCUGAAUGGGGGUUUCGAAACAACCGGCGGGACCGAGCUCUGGGAUGUGGCCGGCCUGUGCGGCGACAAACGUACCCAGCAGGGAGCCACCGGCGGUGAGAGCCCUGGAAGAAUGCGCAAGUUGGCGGACGCUGCGCCAGAAUUGUCUUGGCCUCCGAAGCAGCAUGGGGUCGAUUGAUGUGAAUCCAAUAGUGUGAACCAAAGCGCGCGCUCCUUGCAAAGUUGACAUGUGCAUCACUAAAGGAGAACACCUCCUUUGUCAUUGUUGGCGAUUGAAUUUUUUCUGUUUUAUUCCUGUCAAGCCUCUUUGCUCGCCCGCCAGAACCAUCUCUUCAGAUUCGCCAGCGUAUUUCCACCCCUCCCACCUUUCGUCGUGUUUUUUGUGGAUAUGGCGGGUCUAGAGGCGCGUCCCUCACCCUAAACUCAAUCCCGGAGCUGAUCGCAUCGGAAUGCGUCCCGUCACCAAAAAACCCGCCCUCGCCCGAUUCAGAGCGCGUGCUUUCAGGAAUCGUGAGCGGACAUGCCGAUAGCGUCUCGAACCUCUCAGGGAGCGGCGGAAUCCUUUAUAUUAAUUUAGGUGCAUUGGCAUUAGCUUGUCUACGUUAGUGAUUUUUCUUCACAGCGUCACAUAACCGCUUACUUUCAACAAACGAAAAAACGUCUUAACUUUACCAUAUUGAGCCACGUCAACUUCAUCGUGGGCGCAGUACAGGUCACCCUCCUGCUGUCACCACCCAGAUACCAGACGUUCUCCGUGUGGCAUCGCGAGCGAGCGCCCGGACCCGCCCGCCCGCGAGGGAGGCGAACUUCCUCCACGGAGCGUGAUGUGGCCCAUUCCUUAUGCUCAGACAUCGCCGGCAGACUCCGUCAGCAGUACAUUCCCGGUCCUGUCCGCAGUACGCCGCCGCUCCCGUCGGUGGUACGUCGCUGAUCCAUUGCCGAGCGGCCGGGGUGCCGCCGCUCCCGUCGGCUGUACGUCGCUGAUCCGCUCACGCGGCGCGCCGUCGCCGUCGACGGUGCGACGCCUCGUCCCUGCGUCAGUCACCAGCUGCGCGCACGGCGUGGCAGCUGGUGCUGCCACCUGUCUCGGCGGCCCUGUGCAACGGCGCCGCUGUGCCGUCGCCUCGGCGGCGCCGCGCAGAGAGGGAGGGUGCACCGGCGGGCGUCGCGGUGGCUGAGUCAUCCGCCCGGUUGGCGCCGGCGACAGGGGGAGGGGAGUCCCCUCAGCAGCGCCGGCGAGCCUCCCCACGGACACGGCAGCUUCGGACUUAUUUGGGGCGGGCGUUUGCAACGGCAACGUAGGCCAGUGAGCGGUGCGCGGACCUUUUUUGUGAAUGUGACGCAUGGGGGUCGCGUCUUUGUGGCCGUUACGCAGGCACACUGUCGUCAACUCUCGUCUCGUUGGUGCGCUACAUAGAACCCAAGGGUGUCGUAGCACUUGGCAUGGCACAGCACAUGUGUACCAAUGCGUAGUUGGCACCCGUUUCCAGUGACAUCUUGUGCUCGGUAACCCAGCAACACGAUAGUUGUCAAACAACAUGAUUGUUCGAUGUAUCGUUUUACCCCUGUGAUCGAUAAUUGUGGGAGUUUUCGAAAUGCAUCGUCGCGAUGUCGUAAUGUAUAAGCAUUCUGAUGCCCAGAACAGUAGAGUUGUAUGAUGUAUGGUGAUUUCGAUGAUGUCACGACAGUUUACGGCAGUAGCAGCAGUGCGGCAUUGCCAAUUAGUGUUCCUUCACUGGCGGCGUCAUAAUAGGAAGCCUCAAGGCCGUUGGACGUCCGUCACCGUGGCUUCCCUGCAAUCGACAUUCCCACGCGUAGUUUUACGAGCCUGGUCCGUCCGUACACAAUGGACUGGCCGCCCAUGAUGUUGUCUGGCGAAAAAUGCAGCCAUUUAGCCGAAGGGCCGCGCCGAGCGCAGACCUGUCUGGUAAGCUCUAGUCAUUAACACAAUACAGCUGUAUAA